AGCUGCUGGACUAUUCCAAUCCCUGUCGGAGAGAAAACACGGGGACCGUCAGUCCUUCUCUCUCCUUUCUCCCUCCCCGUUUACCUCAUUGUGCUUUCUUUUAUUUCAUCCUGUUUCUGUCUCACUCUUUUCCUCAGUGGAUAACUUUUCCUUUUCCCCCCUUUCCAACCUCCUACCUGCUCCGAUUACAGGUUUUUUAGAAGCUCUAUCGCUAUAGCUAUAUUUAUUUAUUUAUUAUUUUUAAAGAAAGGAUAAAAUAUAUAUUUAGAUGAUCCACAAAUGAGAAGACGUAAAAGAUGGAGUUGCAUAUUUUAGAACACAGCUUGAAAGUAGCGAGUAUAGCAAAAGAAGGCAUCCAGAUUUGCACUCACGGAUUAAUCAAACUCGCCUUCUUGCCAUCCAAAACAAGGUGUAAAUUCUUCAGUCUGACGGAGACCCCGGAGGACUACACCAUCAUUGUCGAUGAAGAAGGCUUCAAAGAGCUGCCCGAGUCUGAACACCUCAGUGUUGCCGAGGCGACAUGGCUGGCCCUCAACGUGGUCUCUGGGGGCGGGAGUUCCUCCAGCUCUCAGCCAAUUGGGGUCACCAAAAUCGCCAAGUCGGUGAUCGCCCCUUUGGCAGACCACAACAUCUCUGUAUUCAUGCUGUCCACCUACCAGACUGACUUCAUACUGGUUCGAGAGAGGGACCUGCCCAUGGUCAUGCACACGCUCUCCUCGGAGUUUACACUUCUGCGGGUGGUCAACGGAGAAACGGUUGCGGCCAACAGCCUGGGGGUCACCAACGGUUUUGUCAAGCCAAAAAUGGUCCAGCGUCCCAUCAUCCACCCCCUCUCCAGCCCCAGCAACAUGUUCUGCGUGACCAGCCUGGACCCCGAUACCCUGCCGUCUGUGGCUACCCUGCUCAUGGACGUCAUGUUUUACUCCAGCGGGGUGAAGGAGCCAGGGGGCGCCAGCGAGGACUCCGGGCUGAUCCGUUUCUUCUCCUUCUCCCUGAUUGAGGGCUAUAUCUCCUUGGUCAUGGAUGAGCAGACUACCCGAAGGUUCCCCAACAACGUCCUCUUCACCAGCGCUUCAGGGGAGCUUUGGAAGAUGGUUCGCAUCGGAGGGCAGCCGUUGGGAUUCGAUGAGUGCGGUAUCGUGGCUCAGAUUUCGGAACCACUGGCCACUGCUGACAUUCCAGCAUAUUACAUCAGUACCUUCAAGUUUGACCACGCCCUGGUCCCAGAAGAGAAUAUCCAGAGCGUGAUUGGAGCCUUGAGGACCAAUGAGAGCACAGGACAGUGAAGGGCAGAAAUGUGGGAUGGGAGUCUCGCGUCCUUGCUGACACAUUGAUUUAUCUACCGAUAAUGUCAAACUCUUAAAGUGCCAAGAGCUUACCAGUGGACUGCUGAG
This is a messenger RNA of Conger conger (European conger), 1394 nucleotides long. It is a transcript of the gene castor2, whose product is annotated as cytosolic arginine sensor for mTORC1 subunit 2. Lineage: Eukaryota; Metazoa; Chordata; Actinopteri; Anguilliformes; Congridae. The coding region runs from base 297 to 1286 and encodes 329 amino acids. Gene Ontology annotation, cellular component: cytosol. The record is from RefSeq and is a predicted model, not a curated record. The transcript is spliced from 9 exons. Gene Ontology annotation, biological process: negative regulation of TORC1 signaling; cellular response to L-arginine.